Molecule: messenger RNA, 222 nt
Organism: Paramecium pentaurelia
Lineage: Eukaryota; Ciliophora; Oligohymenophorea; Peniculida; Parameciidae
Source: the annotation of a GenBank genome assembly
AUGAAAAAAGACUAAGAGUAACAAAAAAAUUAGAAUAAAAACGAAGAGGAUGUUCAAAAUAUUGAAGAACCACGAACUGUCCUAAUUAAUCAACCUUUUAAUAUAUUGUAGACAUAAAAAAUUUUGGUUUUUGAAUUUAAGCCUGAUACAAUCAAUUAGCUAAAUCUAUUAAGAUUCAAGUAUGCCUUAGCCAAAAAGAUUAUCAAAAAAUCUAAUAAAUGA